Messenger RNA from Rana temporaria (common frog), 2706 nucleotides. RefSeq names its product OTU deubiquitinase with linear linkage specificity like (gene OTULINL). The record is from RefSeq and is a predicted model, not a curated record. Gene Ontology annotation, molecular function: cysteine-type deubiquitinase activity. The transcript has 8 exons. Gene Ontology annotation, biological process: protein linear deubiquitination. The coding region runs from base 174 to 1301 and encodes 375 amino acids. Lineage: Eukaryota; Metazoa; Chordata; Amphibia; Anura; Ranidae. Gene Ontology annotation, cellular component: cytoplasm.
GCGUUCCCGAAGAUGAGCCACCCCUAGAAAGCAAUGCGAUUGGGUGCCAAAACAAAACAAGAGAAUGUAAUGAGGGAAGACUAACUAGUUGUAGAGGAGGAAGUGGGUAGGCGAGCAGUCCGUGCUGUAUAGAAGUACAGUUCUGUGUGAGGAGCGCUCAGUAUCACUGAGGAAUGGCUGGCUCUGCUCAGGAUCACCCUGACCUCUACCAUCGUCGUUAUGAAGCGGGGACACCUUCUCCGAGCCAGUGUAUAGAAGGACGGAGCCGGCUCAGCUCUCAUCCCUCACACACCUCUACAGAUACCCCUGACGAAAAGUCAAGAGUUCCACCCCUUCUUGAGGCUAUAAGCAAGAUGUGGAAUCAUGUACAGCAAUGCCUUGUAGUCGCUGUGGCUGUCCUGUGUAUCAUGUGGCAACACUUCAAAGCCCUAAUUUCCUUGUGGUGUAGCAUUCCGUGUCAGGGACCUUUUAAAAAAAGAAGAAACUUGAGCGUAAAUGCAGAAGUUGAUUUACUGUCUUAUUGUUCGAAACAAUGGAAAGGGGAAGCACCAAAUGUCACAUACAUGAGGAAGACAUAUGAAGACUUGUACUGGAACCAUCACAUCAAAACUUUGCAGUAUGUAAAACAGGACAAUUACUGUGUUCUUCGAGCUGUCAUGUUCCAGGUUUUUAGUCAAGGAAUGCCCUUUCCUGGAUGGAUGAAAGAAAAAGAUAUCUUAAAGCUUCCCGAAAAGCUUCUGUAUUCUCAAGGAUGUAAUUGGAUACAGCAGUUUAGCUUUGGACAUGAGAAGUAUACAGGUCCAAAGGUCUAUGGAAAACUGCGAAGCUGUCUAGAGAUCUUCAAAAACCAGUGGGCGGAAUUUUACAAUUGUAAAGACCGGGUUGAAAGAAACAGAAUGUGCAAUUCCUUUUUUUCUGAUGAAGCCACAGAGAAUAAACUGUAUGAAGCAUUAAAAUUCAUUAUGCUGUAUUUGGUGAUAGAGGCUUAUGAAGAUAUAAAGUCAGCACAACACUCUCCAUGCUUCUUUCAUUUCUUGUUCUCACGGGACACAUCAGCUGACCCUUUAAGCUACAUGAUGAACCACUUGAAUGCAGUGGGCGAUAAAUCUGGACUGGAACAGGCUGAUUUGUGUUUGGUGGGCUAUGCUCUUGAAGUCAAGAUAAAACUAUUCCAGUUGGCUAAAAUGAAUACUGAAGACUUUGAAAUUUAUUACCCUGAGGAUUACAAAAGAGACUGGAAUGAGAUUUGUCUUAUGACUGACGAUGACCGAAACUACAAUAUACCAAUCAAAGCCAUAUGAUUGGACUGACACUCAUCUACAGAAGAACACCUUUUCUGUUUGUGCAGGGAAACCUACUCCUCAGCCUGUACCUUGUAGUCAUAACACUGAAUUCAGUAUAUAUGUGAAAAUAAAUACUAACUCACUGACAGUUAUAGUUUCCCAGCAAAAACUGCGAUUGUGGAAAUUCAUCCAAUUGUCGGGACUUAUCAACUUUUAUCUACUUUUACAAUCAUGUGAAGAACCACAAUGCUGUAAAUAAGGAAUUCAAGGUUUUGUUAUACACCAACCUGCUUUUACUGUACACAAGACCUUAAGGUGACAGUAUGCCAGGGAAUUUGGCACUAAAUAGUGUAACCCAUGCCUUUUUUUUUUCAGUCAAAAUUCACAUUCACUAUUUAGUGCAUAUCACCUAUCAAUAACAUUUUGGGCAAUAUUGUAAAAUACUGGGUUAUUCUUUUAACAGUACCUUAUAGCCAAAGAUAAAUACAAGAAGAUUUCAUCCUAUCAGAUUGUCAGUAAUGCUGGCUGACCAUGUCCACAGUUAGGAUCAUUCAUACUUCAAACACAAGAAGUAUACAAUGAUCUCCUUUAUAUGCCUUGGCAAUAGGAACAUCAUCCUACUAAAGUAAUGGGGAACCAUCAAUACUCAGUGCACUUAAUCUUGUAGCAAAAAAUGUUGAAUGGCACAUUUUCACACAUAACCAACUGUCCUAAAUUGCUUUAUUGCUGUUUUCCUCUGUUAAUUGCUUAGAAAUGGCAGCAUAGAUUUGAAAGGUAAGAUUGAUCUCUGUAGUGCUUUAUUCUGCUCUUCAACACCUAGAUCUUACCUCAAAUUUUACUGAUUCACAGUAACUUCUUGUGACAAAGCAUCGCCAACUGAUAACUGGCUGUUGCUGUAUUGUGAAAAAGUGAUUUUAACAUCAUUUAAAAAAAACGCUAGAUCCAGAGGCUGUGUGAGCAACAGUGACAUCUACAGGCAAAUAUAUAUAUAUAUUUUUUUUUGGAGCAAAGUAUUGUGUUUUGGUGUUUUUAGUUUACAUUUGUGCUUUUGUUUGCUGUUCUUCCUAUGCGUUUGUGUGUGAUUGGUUGCAGGAACAGGUCUUUGGACUACUGAACAUUUUAGGUGAUUUUGGCUGUUUAUUUAUAACUGUGGGUAACGUAUGAAUAUUUUAGAAGGUUACAGUAACAUUUUUCAGCCCUCGUCUUUUUUCUUUAGGACAAUUUUCAAACAAGACUAAUAAGCUUCUAACAAAAUUAGUAUACUGUACACAACAGUGGUAAUUGUUUUAGUUUCAUUGCUAUCCAUCUAUCUACAUUUGAAGUGUAUAAAAAUGCUUCUGAUAUAUGGUGACCUAAGAUAGGUAGCAUUACCAGUAAACUUAAUUUGUGGGCAGAUUCUAUAUCCUAGAUUGUAUAAAAAAAA